Mytilus trossulus (common blue mussel) is the source of this 1060-nucleotide messenger RNA. RefSeq lists its product as uncharacterized. Lineage: Eukaryota; Metazoa; Mollusca; Bivalvia; Mytilida; Mytilidae. Bases 478 to 1041 code for a protein of 187 amino acids. The transcript has 2 exons. The record is from RefSeq and is a predicted model, not a curated record.
GUUGACAUAACUUGACACAAGGUAGCAAAGAUUGUGUCCAUUUCAGUAACAAAACAUCUUAUUUGUGUACAUUUUAAUAGUAUUUGAUGUAAUCAUAAUAGUUACUUCAUUCUUUGUGUCAAAAGGCGUUACACAUGAAUGAACACACGAAUAAAAGGUAUAGAAGAUGAUCGGUUCAAAUUAUUAAGUCUUUUUAAUCAAUGGGUCUUUUUCGCACGUCAAGGAACUACUUCGUGGAUAAAUACUAAAUGUCAUUUAUUAGAAGGGAUUUAAAACUGUCAGUUGAUGAAAGUGAAGAUUUAAAUGCAGAUAAUAAGGGACUUACACAUUUGUUAUAUUCGUCUUCUUUUGUGUGAAAUUAUCAAAAAUGUUGUCAAGAAAAAUUAAUUAGAAAUAUUUUGGAAUAUUGUUUAUAUUUAAUAAGAAUAUAAAUAGCCGAGGUUUGAAGUGUGUUACUGGUAUGGACAGUCUUAAAAAAUGAAAUGUGAUAUAGAAAUCAGUGUCACUGCGGAGGAGGAAGAAUAUGAUACUAUACAAAUCCCUCAAUGUUUACGUCAACCUACUGUGGAACCUAUAUCCAAUGUUGUCAAACACAACGAUUUAGUCUGUCUCCCAGACAGAUAUGCAAACAAACUUAGAAAAUCGAGCGAGAAUAGCGAGAUCACAAAUGGACAUUUUGGAAACGAUUUGGUUUCGAGGGAGAAAGAUUUAAGUACCGCUUUGAAAUGGAUUAAACAGGAAAUUCUUCAGAUGAAGGAACAAGACCGGUCCCUCAUGAAACAAUUUAUAGACCUUCGCUCAACAAUUGUGCAAUUAAGAUGUAUGUACGAAUUUCAAAGUUCUAACUCUGACAUUAGUAGUUUAAGUGGUAGUAACUAUUCACUGGACGAGUCCUACAGACAUUCACCGCCACUAAGACACGGACUUAAUGGACACUUAGAGGUAGAAGGAACUGAAUUCCGUGCUCGGACUUCAUCAUUACUUACACCAAGACGGUCAAAUAUUACUCAUAUCAAAUGGAGAAGUAAUGAAUAUAUCUGAUGCUGUCUUUUAUCAAUUA